UCAGGUGGACGAGCAUCGCGAGUCGAGCAGGCUGUCUCCUUAGCGACACUGAAUCCAAAGAGUUCCAGCCAAGACCCCAAAGGGGUUUUUGUGUUUCUGUCAAAGGGAUGCCGUGUUGCAAAGCCAGGAAGAGGGAAGAUGGGGGGAGAUGCUUUUUCGGAAGGCAAAUAGCUUCAUGGGAGCCUUGAAAGCUUCACGCAGCCGCGCAACAUGUCUGAAAGCUCCUCAGGUCUGAACGCAAGCUGGCUUAGAUUGCGCACCAACCAUUCAUCGCCCUUCUCCGAUCUAAGCGAUACAGAAAUCCCUUUGCCAGUGUUAUCGUCAAGGAGCAGAGGGGUUCGCCCGCCCAGCUGUGAUUCCGGCAUUGCCUCUCCACUUCCAUCAGAUUCCUUCAAGUAUCUCACCUGGCAUGAAUUAGAAGAGCAUGAUGUUCAAGGGAACCAAAUCCGCUGCCCCCGAGUGAGAGAAGGACCUUCUGAAGAAGAGCGUUUUUUCAGAGGAGAGCAUCACACUCUGUGUGCCAGAAAAAAACUGACAGGGAAUGAGAAAUGGGAACAAAGGCUGCAAGAGAACUGGGAAAACUGUGUGAGUUUAAAUCUUUCGUACCAAGACUUGGGAGACCUUUACCAGGUAGAAAACUGCAAAAGGAUUCUCCGCCGUCUAAUCCGAGUGGAGAGGCUUUGGCUGGUGGACAACUCCUUGACAGAUCUAAGUGCCAUAUGCUUGCCAAGAUGCAAAGAGCUGAAACUCAGCAGAAAUCAUUUUACAUCCUUCAAGCAGCUGCCAAAACUACCUGCGAUUCAACAUCUGUCCCUUGAUGAGAACAACAUUGAGACCCUACAUGGGCUGUGUGCCCUGAGACACACUCCACUGGAGUCUCUCGUACUCCAGAGGAACCCCUGUGAGUUUCUUGACAACUACAGGCAGCUGUAA
Molecule: messenger RNA, 933 nt
Organism: Podarcis muralis (Common wall lizard)
Lineage: Eukaryota; Metazoa; Chordata; Lepidosauria; Squamata; Lacertidae
Source: RefSeq, a predicted model, not a curated record